CACCAGCGGCGGAGUAAAUAAUUGACUGUCUUCAGGUGAACUUUCCCUGCAGAGGUGAUUGGAGGUACAAAGUCCCGGCAUGCGCACUCCGCACAGCAUUCCCGGGGGAGGAGGACCAAUGAUUGGAGAUUUUAUUUCUGGGAAAGGCAGGAAAACGAUCGUUUCUCAGAUGUUACAAUCAUGAAGAGAUUUCCCAUUUCAUAAGAAUACUUGGAGAUUGUCCAGGGAAGCCGUAACCUUGGUCAUUGGGGGAGGGGACAUUAUCUGACCAAUCGAUACGUUUAUGGCCUGAUCUCUGGCUUGUAAAGUGAGAUUGGAUAUCAUACAUUGGAUAGCAGUUAUCAAACCCGAUCUAUGGAGGCCAAGAGGAGGAUCGGGAUCGUUGGCUUUGGCCAUGUCGGCCAUUUCCUGGCCCAGAAGAUUCUGGAGGAAGGAGAGAAGUGUGGUCUGGAGCUGGCCUUUGUCUGGAACAGAACGAUGAAGAAGAUGGAUGGGGUGAUCGACCCUCGGCUACAACUCCACCAACUUUCCCAAUUCCAGACCCGGCAGGCGGAUCUGAUUGUGGAAGUGGCUCACCCCGAUAUAACCCGAGAUUACGGAGAACAUUUCCUAUCUGCAGCCAACGUUAUGAUCGGAUCCCCCACCGUAUUAUCAGAUCCCGACAUUGAGCGCAGACUGAGGGAGACAGCGACCACCUCUGGACAUACAUUGUACGUUCCCAGUGGUGCAUUAUGGGGAGGAGAAGAUAUCCAGAGAAUGGCAGACCGCGGGACCCUUAAAGGUCUGAGGAUCACCAUGACCAAACACCCGGACAGUCUUCAUCUGAAGGGUGAGCUAGCACAGAAGAAUCGAGCUGUUGAUGGUCGGACAAUUCUAUAUGAAGGUCCAGUGCGUGGCUUGUGCCCCGUGGCCCCCAAUAACGUCAACACAAUGGCCGCUGCAUGCAUGGCUGCCCACACGCUAGGAUUCGAUGGUGUGAUCGGCGUUCUGGUGGCUGAUCCCAGGUGA
This is a messenger RNA of Rana temporaria (common frog), 1008 nucleotides long. Its product is annotated as putative L-aspartate dehydrogenase. Gene Ontology annotation, molecular function: L-aspartate dehydrogenase [NAD(P)+] activity; NADP binding. Bases 355 to 1008 code for a protein of 217 amino acids. The record is from RefSeq and is a predicted model, not a curated record. The transcript is spliced from 6 exons. Gene Ontology annotation, biological process: NAD+ biosynthetic process. Lineage: Eukaryota; Metazoa; Chordata; Amphibia; Anura; Ranidae.